AUGCCGGCGUAUCACUCGACGCUAAACGAGCUGCAGACGCAGGAGGCGUGCGGCUGUGCCAUUCUUCCCAUCAAGACACGCGCACGUGGACCUGCUCCGCCUGCACCGGAGGAUCAGGACGAUAUCGUGGACGAAGUCCUCACGCUCUUCCGCGCGAACGUGCUGUUUACGAACUUUGAGAUUAAGGGGAAUGCCGACCGCGUGCUCAUUUACGGGACGCUAUUCGUGCACUUGUGUCUCAAGAAACUGGACCGGUGCAGUCAAAAGACCGAGGCUGCGCGGAUCUUGCAGCAGGCGGCAGUUGACACGUUUGCGAUCCCUGGCGACUCAAGUUUUCCACUGGGUGGACUCGUGCGCGCGCCGUCGAGUGCGAAUGAAGCUGAAACGAUUCGGGGGUUUCUAAAGCAGUUCCGUGAAGCCAUUGCCGCUCGUCUCGUGGAUGAGGUUUUUCCUAACGGAGAGAAGAGCAAGUGGUGGAUGCUGUUUGCUAAGCGAAAAUUCAUGAACAAGGAGCUGCUGCGUUAA
Molecule: messenger RNA, 525 nt
Organism: Peronospora matthiolae
Lineage: Eukaryota; Oomycota; Peronosporomycetes; Peronosporales; Peronosporaceae
Source: the annotation of a GenBank genome assembly